GUCUAUGAAUGCUAUUGAUUGGUCGACGAGGAGAUGUAAAAAAUGGCUGCCUUGCCUUCUCCUACUCAGGUGGCAGGGACCCACAGUGCUAUAUACGAAGCAUAUUAUCACCAAGUGGAUCCUCAGGGCACCGGUGCGAUACAGGCCCUGGAUGCGGCUCGGUUCCUCAAGAAGUCGUACCUCAGCGAUGUGGUCCUUAGCAAGAUCUGGGACCUGUCAGACCCCACGGGCAAGGGGUACCUUGAUAAGGCGGGCUUAUUCGUGGCGCUGAAGCUGGUGGCGCUGGCGCAGGCCGGCCGCGACAUCAACAUGAGCAACAUACACACCGACGCGCCGCCGCCCAAAGUUGGGGAGAUACCCAAAGUGUCGCACGGCCCGCCCCCCGCGCGGCCCGCGGCGCCCUCGCCCGCGCCGCUGGGCGACUGGACCAUGAAGCCGGCCGAGCGGGACAAGUACAGCCAGCUGUUCGACUCGCUGCAGCCUAGCAACGGACUCAUCGCCGGGAACAAGGUCAAAGGUGUGCUGAUGGAAUCCAAGCUGCCUUUAGAGACCCUGGGCAAGAUUUGGGACCUGGCCGACCAGGACAAGGACGGCAUGCUCGACCGGCACGAGUUCAUGGUGGCGAUGCACCUGGUCUACAAGGCGCUUGAAAAGCACGCGGUGCCUACGACCCUACCGCCCGAGUUGCGUGGGCGGCCCGCGCGACCGCCCUCCCGCCCGCCCUCCCGCCCGCCCUCGCGCCCGCCCUCGCCGCAGCCACGCCCACCGCCGCCGCGCCCCGCGCACCAACCGCCGCAGUCUAAUGCUGCCUUGUUGGAGGGGCUGCUGGACCUGUCCAGCCCGCCCACGCAAACAGCGCCACCCCUAGUGACGCCGGCAACCGGCGCGGCGCCGGCGUGGGUGGUGACGGCGGCCGAGCGCGCCGCCUACGACGCGCAGUUCGCCGCCGCCGACCAGGACCGCGACGGCUUCGUCUCCGGCGCCGAGAUCAAGCACGCGUUCCUGGACUCCGGCCUGCCGCAGCAGACGCUCGCGCACAUAUGGGCACUAUGCGAUACGAGCAGCGUGGGCAAGUUAUCGCGCGAGCAAUUUGCACUGGCCAUGUGGUUAGUAGCGCGCGCGGUGCGAGGCACGCCGCCGCCGCCGACUCUCACCGCCGAAAUGGUCCCGCCGUCCUGUCGCCCGCCGCCCGCCGCCGCCGCCGCCGCCGCCCCUGCCACCGCCACUGUUGACUUGCUUCAGAAGAACGAGCCAGCACUGAACUUAGGCCCGCAGCCGACGCCGGAGAUGGAGGCCAUAGCGCGCGAGGUGGACGCGUUGGCGCGGGAGCGGCUCGCGCUGGACGCAGAGCUCGCGGCCAAGCAGCGCUCGCUCGCCGUCAAGAGCGGAGAGGCUUCCAGUCUGCAGAGCGAGCUGGACACAUUGACGGCAACAUUAAAACAGUUAGAAAACCAAAAAGGAGAAGCACAAAAGAGAUUAAACGACCUCAAGUCACAGGUGGACAAGCUCCGCGCGCAAGUGUCGGCGGCGGAGGCGGCGGCGGCGGAGACGGAAGCGGAGGUGGCGGCGAGACGGGCCGCCGCACAGACGCUCAAGGAGAAGGAACGCGCACUGCAGCAGGACGCUACUGCUGCGGAGGCGGAAGCGGACGCGAUCACUGCUCGCCUGAGCCGCACCGUCAUCGCGCUCAGCCAGGUGUGGGCCGCCGCGCAGACGCUCAAGGAGGAGCGCGCGCUGCAGCAGGACGCUACUGCUGCGGAGGCAGAAGCGGACGCGAUCACUGCUCGCCUGAGCCGCACCGUCAUCGCGCUCAGCCAGGUGUGGGCCGCCGCGCAGACGCUCAAGGAGGAGCGCGCGCUGCAGCAGGACGCUACUGCUGCGGAGGCAGAAGCGGACGCGAUCACUGCUCGCCUGAGCCGCACCGUCAUCGCGCUCAGCCAGACGCUCAAGGAGAAGGAACGUGCAUUGCAGCAGGACGCUACUGCUGCGGAGGCAGAAGCGGACGCGAUCACUGCUCGCCUGAGCCGCACCGUCAUCGCGCUCAGCCAGGAGGAGCGCGCGCUGCAGCAGGACGCUACUGCUGCGGAGGCAGAAGCGGACGCGAUCACUGCUCGCCUGAGCCGCACCGUCAUCGCGCUCAGCCAGGCGAACAUCAAGAUCGGCCACCUGGAGGAGCAGUUCCGUCUGAUCUCGGACGCGACGGCGGCGUUAGAGGCGGGCGGGCCGGCGGCGGCGGCGGCGGCGGCGCUGCAGCCGCAGUUCGGCGCCGAACAUCUAGCGCGCGUCGUGCGCGGCGCCACGCCUAGUGACGCGCUGGAGGACGAGUCGUUCUCGGGCGAGAACGCAUUCGGCAACAUGAACGGGUCGGCGGGCUUCGGCGCCGACCCCUUCAAGGACGACGCCUUCCGCGCGCGCGACCCCUUCGCGCCCAGCCAGCCCAACCACAACGCAAAGCAGGACGGCUUCGGUCACGACCCGUUCGCGCCCAGCGCAGACCCGUUUGCGGGCGAUGCCUUUGCGCCCGCCGACAACAAGCCCAAGGCGAACGAUGACGGCGCGUGGGAAUCCGACCCGUUCGCCGUGCUUCACGCGCCCACGCGUGCCAGCCUGGCGGGCGCGGGCGGUGGCUCCGGCGCGGAGUCGCCGACGCCCGUGCUGCCGCCCAAGGCGCACAAGACGCCGCCGCCACGCCCCGCCCCGCCGCGACCCAACCCGCCGCACAAGCCCCGCGCCAUGGACUUCACCGAGGACCCCUUCAAGGACUACCGCUACGAGGACCCCUUCAACAUCGAGGACCCCUUCGCCGACGCCGACGCCCGCCGACCCACCUCCGUCGCCGGCUUCGAGACCGACCUGUUCUCAAACGCCCCCGCCCCGCCCCGCGGCGGCCGCGUCUCCGCCCCGCCGGUACAAACUGCCCCGCCCGACGCCUGGGCCGCCUGGCCCAACGACAACUGGGCCGCCGACGACGCCUGGGCCAAGCCCGUCCGCCCUGCGCCCGCUACCAAGCCCCUUAACAACUCUAACGCCGACGCGUGGGCCGGGAACUCCAGCGACAACGCCGGCGACUGGAAGACCGACAACUGGGCGAGCAAGGCCGACGGCUGGGCCGCCGACUGGGGCGCCGACCACAACCGCAACCUCAACGAAACCUGGCCUUCCACGCUGCCCGGCAAGAAGGAGCGCAGCCCGAAGCCGGUCAAGUACGCCAAGUCGCUCGUGCACACCAUCGGCGGCAUCGGCCGCGCCAAGCACAAGGAGAAGAAGGCCAAAGCGCUGGACGCGCUGCCGUCCGAGGAGCAGCAGUGGGCGUGGGCCGCGGCCGAGUCGGCGCGCCUGCAGGCCGAGGCCGACGCGCGCCGCCGACAGGAGGACGCCGAGUUACAGCUCGCGCUGGCCAUCUCGCGCCAGGAGAAGUGAGCCGGCUUUGCAGGGCUCCUCCCGAAUGCUUCGUUUUGAAUGUUUCCGUCUCUUUUACGCGAACGCGAGCGACCGGGACGGGUAGACCAGAAACUGCGCGAGAGGCGUUCCGGAGUGGCCCGCUGCGCGAUCAAGUCUCCGAACCGAGGCAUUUGACGUUUCGUUCAUCGUUUGUUUAGCGAGCGACCGUUCGUCGGGGGCGCUCUCGCUACGUUAUGAUACUGUUGUAUCGGAAAGUUUGGGAGUGGAGCGAAAUUGUGGAAGCCGGUGCGUGUGCGUGCCAGCUUAUGCGUCCCAGUCGGUGUCCCAGUUUAAAUCAAAGUAUUAGAACUGUUUUUCGAAUCGAUCGGAGCUGGAUCGGUUGAC
Messenger RNA from Ostrinia nubilalis (European corn borer), 3786 nucleotides. RefSeq names its product epidermal growth factor receptor substrate 15-like 1 (gene Eps-15). The record is from RefSeq and is a predicted model, not a curated record. Gene Ontology annotation, biological process: endocytosis; endosomal transport. The transcript has 21 exons. The coding region runs from base 43 to 3420 and encodes 1125 amino acids. Gene Ontology annotation, molecular function: calcium ion binding; cadherin binding. Lineage: Eukaryota; Metazoa; Arthropoda; Insecta; Lepidoptera; Crambidae. Gene Ontology annotation, cellular component: plasma membrane; clathrin coat of coated pit; cytoplasm.